CAGACACUCAUUCUAGUGGACCAGAAGUGGAGUUACUGGUCAGAGGGCAUUCAGAUGUGGGAGAAGUGGCCCGAGAAGUGAAAGCAUCUGAGAGAGGAACAGCUGUGGCCAUUGCAGAUUUGGAAUGGAGAGAAAUGGAAGGAGAUGAUUGCGAGUUUCAUUAUGGAGAUGGUACGAAUGAGGCUCAGGACAGUGACUUUCCUACAGUGGAGAGGAGCCGCCUGCAGGACAUGCUGUCGCUUCUGGGCCUGGAGACAUACCAGGUCCAGAAGCUCAGCCUUCAGGAUGCCCUGCAGAUCAGCAGUGACAGCGUGAGGAACUGGGCCCCUCAGGCACCAAGGGACUUGCCCUGGACCUUCCUCAGGAAGCUGCAGGCUCUCAAUGCUGAGGCCAGGAACAGCACCACCGUGGUGCCGGACACGCCUCUGGACGCCCGGCCUGUGGAGAAGGAGAGCCAGGUGGAGGAGAUCGUGUACUGGGACACGGCCGACGACAUCUCGGCCGACAUCUACUCCUUCUCCGAGCUGCCCACCCCCGACACGCCCGUGAACCCCUUGGACCUUCUGUGCGCCCUGCUGCUCUCCUCUGACAGUUUCCUGCAACAGGAAAUUGUUCUGAAAAUGUCCCUCUGCCAGUUCGCACUCCCUCUCAUUCUGCCUGACUCAGAAAACCAUGGCCACACCUUCCUGCUCUGGGCCCUGAGGGGUGUCAUGCGGACGUGGUGGGCCCAGCCCCCGAGGGGUGUGGGUAGCCUCCGGGAGGACAGCGUGGUCCUGCCGCGGGCUCCCACCUUUGCCUUCGUGCGCAUGGAGGUUAGCAGCAACUCGAAGUCCCAGCUGCUCAACGCUCUGCUCAGCCCUGGCCACAGGCAGCGCGAUUGCUUCUGGCACCGCGACCUGAGUGUGGGCACCAGCUCUCGGGAGAUCGCGGACGGGCUGGUGGAGAUCUCCUGGUUCCUGCCCAGCGGCCGGGAGGACCUGGACCUUUUCCCCGAGCCCGUGGCCUUUCUGAACCUCCGGGGUGACAUCGGGUCUCACUGGCUGCAGUUCAAACUGCUGACAGAAGUGUCUUCGGCUGUGUUCAUCCUGACCGACAACAUCAGCAGGAAGGAGUACAAAUUGCUGUCCUCCAUGAAGGGGUCAGCCACCAAGUGCUACUUCAUCCUGAGCCCCUGCCGCGGGAAGCGGAACACGAACCUGCGGCUCCUGGGCCGGCUGCUGCCCGUGCUGCGGGUGGACCACUCGCACGUGCUCGUGAAGGUCAGCAGCACGGACAGUGCUCGCUUUGUGCACAGGCUCCGCUCUAUCGUGGCGCAUGUGGCCCGUUCUCCCUGCAGGAGGCUGUCGCUGGAGGACAUGGCCCAUGCAGCCCGCAAGCUGGGGCUGAGGGUCGACGAGGACUGCGAGGAGUGCCAGCGGGCCAAGGGCCGGAUGGAGCGGGUCACCGGGGCCACCAGGGGUGCGCUGCGGCUGCAGGGGGACCCUGGGGGUACAGCGGCCCAGGUGGAGAGGGAGCUCCGCCAGGCUCCGUGGGCCGGGGGCCCCGCCGGGGUGCUGCAGGACUUCAUUACCGGCCUCGGCAGCCCCUCCCCGGCAGAGAAGCAGUAUUUCCUGCGUUGGAUGGAGUGGGGGCUGGCCUGGGCAGUCCAGCUGAGGCCCAGGCAGCCCCCGGAGCCGGCUGCUGCCCUGAGAGCAAAGCCGGGGGGUGCUGCGGACGCCAGCGAGCCGUCCAGGCCAGAGCCUCUGGGGCUGGAGCACUUCCUGCGGGAGAUGGGGCAGCUGUACGAGGCCGAGAGCUGCCUCGUGGAGGCCGGGAAGCUGCCCGCAGGCCAGAGGCGCUUCGCCCACUUCCCGGGCCUGGCUUUGGAGCUGCUGCGGACGGGGCUGCCCCUGGAGCUGGUGGACGGGACCACCCUGAGCGCCCCGCUGCGCUGGGUCACGGGGCUGCUGAAGGAGCUUCACGCCCACCUGGGGAGGCGGUCGCGGCUGGUGGUGCUGUCAGCGCUGGGUGUGCCGGGCACAGGCAAGUCCACUCUGCUCAACACCAUGUUCGGGCUGCGCUUUGCCACCGGGAGAGCUCGUGGUCCUCGGGGGGCCUUCAUGCAGCUGGUCACUGUGGCCGAGAGCUUCAGCCAGGACCUGGGCUGUGACCACAUCCUGGUGAUAGACUCUGGGGGCUUGAUCGCCGGGGCCCUGGCCACGGUGGCGGGGCGCUUCGAGCUGGAGGUCUCCCUGGCCACUUUGAUUAUGGGGCUGAGCAAUGUCACCGUGGUCACUCUGGCUGACACCAGGGACAUCCCGCCAGCCAUUCUGCAAGCGUUUCUGAGGCUGGAAAAAGCAGGCCACAUGCCCAGCUACCAGUUUGUGCACCAGAACCUUCAUGAUGUGCCUGUCCCCGGCCCCAAGCCCAGAGACAGGUGGUGGCUCCUAGAGCAGCCGGGUGACAAGAGCAGGGCCACAGUACAGGCGGACAAGCAGGCCGACGGCCUCCGGACGCUGGCCGAUCUGGCCUUCUGUGACCCAGAGAAGCUGCACGUCUGGCACAUCCCCAGCCUGUGGCACGGAGUGCCACCCAUGGCCGCUGUGAGCCUGGGGUACAGCGAAGCCAUCUUCGAGUUGAAGAGGUGCCUGCUGGAAAACAUCCGGAACGGCCUGUCCAACCCCAACAGGAGUGUCCAGCAGCUCAUUGAGCUGGUCAGACGGCUGUGAGUACAGCUGCCCCGAGGGGCGUGUCACGUCCCAAGGCGUCCGGGGUCUCCUGAACACUGUUACGGAAGGCAGUAGCCUCCAGAGCACUGCCAGGGACCCUCGGGCGGGCCAUGAGUUGCGUCUCCAAGCUGCAGUGGAGGCCCUGGGAUGUGGCUUUCCCACAGCGGCUCUUUCAUUGCCCCUGGAGUGCAAAGCUGUGGUCCGUCACUGCAGUCGGAGCACUCGGCUGCCCAGUAGAGGGGUCAGGAAGGCGUCCCAGAAAGCAGAGCUAGGUGACUACCCAUAGCUGGUUAGUGAGUGCCCAUGGCGGGUAGGUCUGUUUACUGACUGACUGCAGCGGCCCCGACCCCACCUGAGGCUGGCUCUGUCUCCCCACAGCACUGACUUCCUCUGGUCCUUGCCCAGGGCUCUGAGCCCCUCCAGGGCAGGGCUUGGCUGCCCAGCACUGUUGGCGCUUAAUAAAAGUUUGUGAAAUGAAUGAAUACACAAAUGAGUCAUAGGCAAGUUCCUCUCUUGCCUUAACUUCCCUGCUUCCUCAACCAGGAUCAGUGUCUGUGUGAGGGAGGGGUGCACGAUGCUGUUUCCUCUCUAAGCAGGUGCCCAGGUUCGAGCUCCUUCUGGGACACUGAACUCACUGUCCUUGCAUUGAUUCCAAGUGUCUCCAUCAUCAUCCCAUUUUGCAGCUGAGGAAACGGCCUAGAGCCAUGAAGCCGCACGUCCCAGACACGCUUCUGCACGGUGCCCUUGGCCCUGAGCACUCAUUGUCCCCAAACUCCCACAGCUACCAGGCUCACCCCAGCCCGGCCCUUGGUGUCAGCCCUUCAUUUCACUUCCAUGCCUCUGGGGCCAUGCUUCCUCUCACUUGCCACCAUCCGGGCCAGAACUUGGGGCUCUCCCCUGUCAGUUCUCCAACUGAAAUCCUUGCCUGCGCUGGCCCUUCUUGAGGGCCAGGGUCACCUCACUGAGUCCUGGAAACCAGUCCCAGCUGUGUCACUAGCUCUGAGAAUGUCUGUAUGUUGUGGCUUCAGGAAAACUAGGCCCUGAGGUGGUGUCCCUUGCAGUCCUGCUGACUCGGUAGGUGAGUGACCUGCAUUUUGCCUUGGGCCCUUGCUUGAACGCAGGCUCCUGGGCCCUUGUCUGGAGUCCCUGUGGUGUCCAGAGACUUGCCCAUGAUCUGUGAGCCUCAGAUGUUGUGACAGGUGGGAAGCUGUACUGGGACUCGGGAAAGCCGAGCUUCUGCUAAUAAAUGUAGGAAAACCUUUUUUCUUCUGAAACUUCAAAGAAUCUCCAAUCCUCAGGCACUCUAAACUCAUCUCUUCCUGGGUCAUCAACACAAAUUUUAACAUGUUGGUUCACCUGGAAGUACCCAA
This is a messenger RNA of Rhinolophus ferrumequinum (greater horseshoe bat), 4078 nucleotides long. RefSeq names its product upregulator of cell proliferation (gene URGCP). The transcript is spliced from 6 exons. The coding region runs from base 135 to 2708 and encodes 857 amino acids. NCBI's taxonomy places the organism in Eukaryota, Metazoa, Chordata, Mammalia, Chiroptera, Rhinolophidae. Gene Ontology annotation, molecular function: GTP binding. The record is from RefSeq and is a predicted model, not a curated record.